This is a messenger RNA of Lutzomyia longipalpis, 1810 nucleotides long. Its product is annotated as male-specific lethal 1 homolog. The coding region runs from base 200 to 1666 and encodes 488 amino acids. Gene Ontology annotation, cellular component: MSL complex. The record is from RefSeq and is a predicted model, not a curated record. Lineage: Eukaryota; Metazoa; Arthropoda; Insecta; Diptera; Psychodidae. The transcript has a single exon.
AAACAGCGUGCUUGGCUGUCAAUGUCAAAAUUCGCGUCUAAAAAGUUUUUUUUUUAAUCAAAACACGCAAUUUCCCAAAUUGUUAGUAAAUUUUUUGCAAAAAUCUCCCAAAUUGCGUGCAAUAAUGUGGGUGUGAACAUUCUGGGGUCCAGGAAGUUUUGUAUUGUGUCACGAGAGAAGAUUAAUUUGACGAAGAAGAAUGUCCAGCCGCAGCUGCAAGAAGCAGGAUGUCAAUCUGGAUCAUCUCUACUACAAAGCCGAGAGUAAUGCCUACAUUAAGAGUAGCAGCACCAGCUCCGACUUGAUAACCAUCAUCAAGGAGAAUAAGCAGCUAAAGUCCAUGCUGCUGCUGCAUUUGGAUCUCAUUCAGGAGCAGAGUGACCAAUUGCUGACAAAGGAGAAGCAAAUUUCGAAUCUCCGGCAGGAGAAUGAAUCGCUCAAGCUCAAGAUUGAGCGUAUGGAGCGACGGAUGCACAUGAAGCAGACACGCAGUAUCCUCCAUCAUCUGCCCACUGUGGAGACGAAGGUGAAGAACAACGGGAUGACACCGAAGCCGCACUUCCGGAUGGACUUGGCACUGCCGGGAAAUGCUGCAAAAUGUGAUAAUGGCAUGGAGGAUGUGAAGCCCGAUGUGGGGGUGAUGCUGCAGCGGACACAGGUGGAUGUGCAGGAGAAGGCAGUGGAGCCCAAUGGGGUGCCAAUUGGGAAGAUUGUGCUCAACAAUGCCGGGAAUAUUGAGAACAUUCAGCCGGCUGAGAAGGCGUUGAAGGAAAUUAAAUUAGAAAUUGUCGAUGAACGCUCUCCGGAUAGUCCGGAAGUGUCCAAUCCCCCAGUGGAGCACGCAGAGGAGAUGCCACAGGAGCAAAUGGAGGAGAAGCAGCAAGUGGUGGAUGUGGUGCCCAGUAUGGAUGUAGGUGGGCAAUUUGAGGUGGAAGUGGAGGAUGAGGGUGCCAAGAAGAGGAGACUCUCUGAGCAAUUGGCUGUACCAAGUGAGAAAGCCACCAAAAAAGCCCCCAAAUUGGCCACCAUGACCACCUCAAAGCAGUACGUGACGCGUGAUUGGGAACUCCUGGAGCUGGAGGAGGAACUAAUGCAGAUCAUUGAGAAGCGCGGUGACAUUGAGAUCAACCUGGAGGUGCCCAGUUGGCGCAUUGUGGACGACGAUGAGCCGCCCGAGAUGAUCUUUGAGACAUUUGAGGAGGAAAUUCGCGAGGAGGCGUACAUGAAGCGCCACCUGAAGUUUGAAAUUGACGAACGUCGCCGGAAGAAGUGGGAUGUGCAGCGAAUCCGGGAGCAGAGAACAAUUGAGCGUCUCAAAAAGCGCCACUACAAGCUCGACGCCGCCACAGCGGGUGAGGACAAGGGCGCCGCCUGUCCGGCUUCCUUCUACCCAAGUCCCGACACAAUUCGCUUCAUCCAGAUCACCGACGAGCUCCCGGUGCAGGCAUUUGGGGAACAAAUACCCACCGUACCACCGGCGGAAUUCCACCUGCCGUGGGAAGGUACCUCCGGCGACGGGGGCUCCCAUGCGGUGCUCAUUGCACCGCAGGAACCCGAAAAAUGCGUCGCAUCGACGAUGUUCGUGAAACGGAUGUCCGGACAGAAGAUGCAUCACAAGACCCCACGCAAAAAUGCCCAAAAAGCCGCUGCGGGGGGCAAAAGAUAAAAUUCAACAUUGUGUUUUGUAGCCCCAUAGAGAGCUUAAAUUGUAUAUGUAAUUUUUAUUUUUAUUUUUCCCCUAAAUGACUACAGCAAAAAUUAUAAAGUAAAAAAUAUAAAAUAAAAUAUAAAUGAUAAAGUGAAAAAAAAA